AUGACUCAUGGAUUUUUCAAUCCGGACCCGGAGAUAUACAAGAAGGAAAAGCCCUACGUGUGCCUCGUUCCUCUUACGAAUGCGCCACCAGGCUUCCAACAAUCUAAUGUAGAGUAUCAUAACAAAGACGUCAAUGUCUGUGAUAUUCGUCGAUCCGAAGAGACGUUCAAACUUGACGUCCAUGGUUUCCAACUGGUGAAACACCGACCCGCGUACGACGCAUGGCAUGAUGGUAUUCGCGUCAUAAGGGAAUACUAUCCUCAUAUAGUUGAUCUCUUGAAGAGUCAACUGGGAGCUCAGCGUGUUCAUAUCUACGACCACACAGUAAUUUCGCCGAUACACCCUUCUCAAAACGUGCAAGGAGCUCCCAGCAUCUCAGCACAUGCUGGCAAGUACGAACUUGAGGUGCAUCAUACGCUAGAUUCCCCAAUCCACCAGGUCAAGGAAGAUCUGCCUGGAGAAUCAGAUGCACUCCUACGAGGUCACUUUCAGAUUUCCCAUAGUGUACGGCAUCCCAUCGUAGAGCCAAUAGAGCAGCACCCACUUGCACUGUGCGAUUACCGAACUUCAAAACUGGAUGGCCACCCUUCGGAUCUUGUGAAUCCUCACUUCGACUCAGAGAAUCUACAAGUAGCGUACUCAAGCCUUCAGAAGUGGUACUUCAUCAAUCGCCAGACUAUUGAUGAAGCCUGGAUGAUAAAGAUGGCAGAUUCUGAGGCCGUCGUUUUACUAACAACUGUUCAAGUUGCACCGCAUACAUCUUUUGUUGUACCAUGGGCUCGCAAGGACUGCGCUCCGAGAGAGAGCAUUGAAUUUCGUGCUUAUGUCUUCUACGGCGGAGCUGAAUAA
Molecule: messenger RNA, 849 nt
Organism: Mytilinidion resinicola
Lineage: Eukaryota; Fungi; Ascomycota; Dothideomycetes; Mytilinidiales; Mytilinidiaceae
Exons: 5
Coding region: 1-849 (282 amino acids)
Molecular function (GO): oxidoreductase activity
Source: RefSeq, a predicted model, not a curated record